Contarinia nasturtii (swede midge) is the source of this 8640-nucleotide messenger RNA. RefSeq names its product ATP-binding cassette sub-family A member 2 (gene Eato). Gene Ontology annotation, cellular component: membrane; intracellular membrane-bounded organelle. The record is from RefSeq and is a predicted model, not a curated record. Lineage: Eukaryota; Metazoa; Arthropoda; Insecta; Diptera; Cecidomyiidae. Gene Ontology annotation, biological process: lipid transport; transmembrane transport. Gene Ontology annotation, molecular function: ABC-type transporter activity; lipid carrier activity; ATP hydrolysis activity. The transcript is spliced from 21 exons. Bases 497 to 5383 code for a protein of 1628 amino acids.
UAAAUGUUUCAGUCAUUAUAGACUUUCACCGAGUUGAGUUGGCUUUACAUAGAGUAAAAAAAAAUUAAUUCAUUCUCUAAAUAAAUACCCAAAAAAAAUUCGCGUGAAUUUGUUUUGUUUAUCAAGUUUGUUGUUGUUGCAAUGAAAGUUGUGCAUAUAGAAGAAUUUUAAAAAAAGAACUCGAAAAAGGGGCAUUUCAGUACUAUUUUUUUGGUUGUGUGGUGUGAAAACAUGAUUGAAAUGUCAUUGGUACGACGUUGUACAAUCCAAUUGGAAUUUAAAUAAAUAAAAUAUGUACAAGCAACACUUUGUUUAUUAAAAUAAAUGUCGACCAUAUAAGCCAAGACAGAAGACAAAUUACACAAAGAGAAAAGACACACCAUCUUUUGUUGGGUGAUACAGUGUUUUUUUUGUUAUUGUUGUUGUUUGGUUCUUUUCCUCGAAUGAAUCGAAUGUAUAUAAAAUAUUGUGUACAGCGAAAAAAAUUCAAAACAAAAUGAGCAACACAUUUAUAACGACGGUGCAGAUUUUUUUAUGGAAACACUGGAAGUGCUUUCAAUGUUCAUGGGUUAAAAAUAUUUUUAUGAUUAUUGUGCCGAUUGCGAUUGCAUGGUUUCAAAUUCAUGUCAGCAGUGCCACUGUCAAAGGCAAAGAAAUCAUCUUUGAUUCAAUCCCAGAGGAUGAAAUUUUCCGAUAUUUUCCGGCGAACAAUGACGACCUGAUUUUGUAUUCACCAAACACAUCAUGGACAUUUCGUAUCAUGGAAAAUGUACGGACGCGACUGGAUAUCAUCGAACAAAGAGUCCACCCGUCUGACACUGAAGAAGAGCUACAGUCUUCCUUUAAGCGGCACAAAAAUAAUCGAGAUUUUGCUGUAAUUUUCUCACAAGAUGGAAGCAACGGACUACUUAACUACACCAUUCGAACGCGAAACAACAACUUUCGUACCGAACAAAUAUUCUUGAACAAUAUCUAUACGAUUGGUGAAAGAGGCAUUGACGAGUACAUCAACAGUGGAUUUUUGGCAUUACAGCGCAGCAUUGAUAAGGCGUAUAUUGAUUUGACGGCUGAACAGCAUCACGAUGAAUUUAAGUUGGAGGUCAAAAAACUGCCUUUGAAUGCUCGUGAGCGUAAUAAAUUUAUCGGAAUUAAGGAGACAGGAAUCUUUGUUGUGAUCAUAUACAGUUUUACAGCGCUGUUGAAUAUGAUUUUAGUUCCGAUGGUCGAAGAGAAAGGAUGUGGUGUCAAGGAAUUUCUGCGAAUUGCAUCGACCGACAGUUAUUUAAAUAAUAUGACUUUUUUCUUUACAAAUCUACUGAUCGGUUGUAUAAUAUUCGGAGCAACAUUGAUAAUUUUAGCUUGUUAUCAGCUACUCGGACAUGUUGCGUCAAUCUGGCUUAUUAUCUUACUCUUCUUAUAUUUGACAUCCGCCAUUGCAUUCACAUUUCUAUUAACCGUCGCUUUUGAUUCUGUUUACUAUGCAAAAAUUGGAGGAUUUCUCUGCUAUAUUGCGCCAUUUUUGAUUGUAUUAUUCAAUGAGAAAAUGUUGGACCUGAUUUUGCCCGUUUUGAAUUCAGCCGUUCUACUCAAGGGCAUGACCUUGAUCGAUAUUUAUGGCAUGAAAGGCUUGGUCUUUUCGUUCGAAUACCUGUUGAAUCGAUCAAAUGGAUAUUCGAUGCUUGAACUGUAUGGAUUCCUGUUGGCACAUACAUUUGGCUACAUUCUAUUGUAUUUCUACUUAUCGCAUGUGUUCCCUGGUAGAUGUGGUACACCAAAACCGUUUUAUUUUCCAUUAAUGCCGUCUUACUACUGUAGUAGUUCAAAAGUAACUUCAUCGGCGACGGGUGAUAAUACAGAUACCGUGAUUAGUGUUGAUACCCAAGCCGAGAUAGCGGUUAAAAUUCGUGGCUUAACAAAAAUAUUCAAAAAAUUCCGUGGUCGUAAAAAUGUCGCCGUAAAUAAUUUGUCAUUGGAUAUUUUGAAAAAUCAAAUCACUGUCUUGCUGGGUCAUAAUGGCGCUGGGAAAACGACAACAAUGUCGAUGAUCAGCGGCAUCAUUCCGAAAUCUGGCGGUACAAUUAGCAUUGAUGGUGAAGAAAAUGUUGAUGUUUAUCGACACAAAAUCGGAUACUGUCCACAGCAUAAUGUUUACAUGAGCUACUUCACAUGCUAUGACCAUUUGUGGUUCUUUGGACGGCUACGCGGACUUACCACAAAACAAGUUGUAUACGAUGCCAAUCACCUGUUGAAGAAGCUCAAUCUGACUUCAAAGGCAUAUGAGUACGGACACAAUUUAUCGGGCGGAAUGAAACGGCGUCUAUGUUUGGGCAUUGCAUUGAUCGGAAAUACAAAAAUCGCCAUUUUGGAUGAGCCAUCGUCUGGUUUGGAUCCAGAGUCGCGUCGUGAAUUGUGGAACAUUUUAUUGGACAUGCGAAAAGAUCAUACGAUUUUCAUAACGACUCAUUACAUGGAAGAGGCUGAAGCAUUGGCUGAUAAGAUUGCAAUCAUAUCACAUGGACAGUUGUUAUGCUAUGGUCCGUCGAUUCAAUUGAAGCGUCGAUUUGAAACGGGUUACAUUUUGAAAUUACUAACAAGCGAACCGUUCAAACAAGUCGAUACGAUUGAAUUAAUUCAGAAAUUUGUGCCGGAUAUGGCAUUGAAGUCGUUUGUCAAACCCACAUUAUUGAUCGCAUUACCAUACAAAUUCCAAUCAACAUUUCCGGAACUACUAUCGCAAUUGGAGCAAAAACAACAAGAAUUGGGCAUUUCAUCGAUUAGCAUCACAAAUUCAUCGUUGGAAGACGUGUUCUUGAAGAGUGACAGCAAUUAUGCCAGCCGACCAAAAGAGGGACAAGAUGAAGUCGAUGGACCACCGUACAACCGACUGCGCGAAGAACCACUGCGAGUCAGUGGAUUCGAACAAUUUUUAGCCAUUUGGUAUAAAAAGGGCAUUUUUAUGCGCGCACAGUGGCUGUAUUGGUUGAUGUUGUCAUCAUUCCCGAUCGCGGCUAUAGCCAUCAGUUUCCUGUCGAUCAACUAUAAACUCUUCAACAAAGGUGACACUGCAUCCGAGCUCAUCGAUCUGCACAUUGAUCGCAUCACACCAAGUGAUGCUCAAAUUCUAAUCUGGUUUGAUGAAUCCUUAAAAGAUCAAACGUAUUUCCAGCAAUCGCUGCAAAAAGUGAUUGACGGUGAAAAUUUGAAAUCAAAAUAUCUAACGUAUCCCAGGGAAUUAAUUGAAACAGAACUAUUGUACUUGGAACGUGCGAAUACAACCCAUUAUCAUGAAUAUUUUCCGGCCGCUUUGGUUAUCUAUCGAGACGAGACUACCAAAGGUAUUGGCAUUAGUGUAUUAUUCUCGGGAAAUUCAUUGCACAGUUUGGCGGCGACGCUGAAUCUUAUCAGCAAUUUUGAAUUGCAACUACUUACCAACGGUGACAAUCGAAUUAAAACAACAAAUGCACCAAUGCAUCGAAAUCAAACAAAAAUCAGCAAAUCCGAUUUGGACGUGUAUGCCAUGUUCAUGCCGAUGGCAAUGUUCUUCUACAUUUUAUUCUAUGUUUCGAUGCCAUUCAAUGAAGAACGCACCGAAUUCAAGAAGAUGCAGCCCAUUUCACCGUUCAUUUAUUGGACGUCAGUAUUUUUAUUUGAUGCAAUGAUUCAUGCAUUAUACGCAUAUUUUAUGUGCACCAUUCACAUUUGGUGCGAUGUACAUCAUAUUUUUGAAACAAAGGAACACGUGAUGUUCCUGUCUAUUUAUAUGCUGUAUGGUCUCAGCUAUCUACCGAUCAUUUAUAUGGUCAGCCAGAUGUUCCGCACCAUGUCGUCAUUGUACUCGUUCUUAACAUAUAUGUUUGUGAUUUUCUAUAUAAUCGCGUCGUUCAUUUCAUCAUCGGAGGACAAUAUAAAAACUUACAAUACACUGAUUAACGUUUUAUUAUUUGUACCUGACUACGCUUUAUCGCACGCCAUUAGUUCCUUGCUUAUUUCUUAUGUGAAGCAACAUGAAGCUCGAAUUAACUAUAAUUUUGAUCACCAAUAUUCACCAACCGCUAAAUUUAUUCCGGAAACAUUUUCAUACACCAGCAUACCCGGACCACUUGAUUUAACCAGAUACUUUUACUGCACAGCUGCUGUUAUUGCUGCUACUUAUUUGAUAUUGAUCAACGUUGUGGAGAGUAUUUAUCGACGUGAAAAAUUGCGUUGUUUCUUCACUUUAAGAUGGCGACAAAAGAAGCGAAUCGAUGAGCAACGCUCAAAAUCGGGCGAUAUUCAAAUGAACUGUUGCUCAUCGAACAGUGAUUCGCAGGUCGAAGAGGAAAAGUCACUGACGAGAACUUUAGUUCGUGAACAUAAACUCAAAGAAUACGCAGUCAUUGUGGCUAAUUUAUACAAAGCGUAUGACGAUUCAAAUGUGGUACGCGGCAUUGAUUUUGCCGUUAAACAAGGUGAAUGCUUUGGGUUGCUCGGUAUCAAUGGAGCUGGCAAAACGACGACAUUCAAAAUGUUGACACAUGACACAACGGUGACACACGGCAAUAUUUAUAUCAAUGGCAUGAGUUGCUUUGAUCAAUCAACUAUUUACAAAACGAUGUUCGGCUACUGUCCCCAAGUGGAUGCAUUGAAUUCAUACAUGACAGCUUAUGAGAUAUUGAAGUAUAUGGCUUGGAUCCGUGGCACCCCACGGCAUCGUAUCAACCGUGAAGUGGAUAAAUGGCUGAGACGAAUGGAUUUGGUGCGAUACAGACACUGUCAAAUCAAAUACUAUUCCGGUGGAACGAAACGAAAACUGAACACUGCCAUUGCAAUGAUUGCUGUUCCGCAGCUGAUAUUGCUAGACGAACCGACAACUGGAGUUGAUCCAGUGAGCCGACGAUUCAUGUGGAAUUGCAUACAAGAUUGUCAAAAGAGUAAUAAAAAUAUUGUGCUAACUUCACACAGUAUGGACGAAUGUGAAUACCUUUGCAAUCGCCUUGCAAUCAUGGUCGACGGAACAAUUCGAUGCAUUGGACCAAUUCAAAAUCUGAAAAAUUCAUUUGGACUGGGUUUCGUCAUUCACAUCGUGUACAAUGAACGUGCUUCGAUCGACAAUAGUGAGAACAUAAUCAAAGUAAAAGAAUCGAUGAGUCAAAUGUUUAUCCAAUGUAAAUUACAAGAAGAAUAUGCGGGUCGUUUAACAUUCAUCGUAAAAGAGAAGUCGUUGCAUUGGUCCGAGGUGUUUGCCAAGAUCCAAGCGUUGCAAAAGCAGUACAAGCAAUUUGUGACGGAUAUAACGGUGAAUGAAACAUCAUUAGAAGACAUAUUUCUGCAGUUUGCCAACACCAAUCAAACGUCGACGACAAAUCAAAAUAACAGUGCCCAUCUAGAGGCUCUUUCGAUUUAAUUCAGUGUUUCACUGUGUGCGUUAUAUGUGACGUUUGUUACUUAACCGCAUGUGUUCCACGACGAUUUGCAACACAGACAGAGACAUAGUAUUCUUCACUUUAUCCCCGACGACAAUUUUGUCGAGAUUUCUAUAUAUAUUUUGUGUGAUCCAAAAUGUGUUGUUUACGAUAGUAGUGAAAGACGUAAUAAUCAAGUCAACAUUUUGUUUUUCUUUGAAUUGAAACCUGAAACAAAAGAACAAACAAAGUACUAUAUAUAUCAUUUGCAUCUUUUGUGCAUUAGUUUAAUAAGCAAAAAAAAAAAUCAUUAUAGUGACAAAUGAAAAUAACAGAGUUUCAUAAAUAUUUGGGUGCUGAUGCUGCCCAAAUGAGUGUGUGUGUCUAUUGUGAUUGUGAUUUGGCAGCUAAUUUAAUUAAGUUAAUUAUAAUACGAUUAUAUCAAUCCAUGUAAUUAUGUUUUAUAACAAUUGUUUAGGCGAACCACACACACACACACACACACAUAAACAAUGACUAGUCGCAACAAAUUUCCAUAAUUUAAUGUUAACACACACCUUAUUUUUGUAUACGAUUUAAGUUUAACUUUUCGGUUAUUUCACAGUUUUAUGUUUGAAAUGCCUGAAAACGCAAUUUCAAUAUUUUUGUUUCAUAUAUUUUAAGUUGAGCGUGAUUGAUGAUCACGAUUUCGAUUUAAAGGGCAGCUACAGAUUGGAAAAUUAAGUUUUCAAUUCGAUUUAUGGAAACAUUUUUGAAAAAAUAUCGUAGCGAUAAAAAAAGCACUGACGAAUGGAUGAUAGUUUCGAUUUGCUAGAGCAAAUUUUAUUCGAAAUAUCAUUCGAUGCCAGAGCAUCAUCGUCCCAUAUCGACCGCAUAUAUUUAAUUGUUCAGAACACCUUUCUACAGUCAUUUCGACUUUCGAUGGUAUUUGAAUCUUUGAGUUGGAACCUCAUUGAUUCAUAAACACAAGACAUUUCUCCGACAAGCAAUUCGGUUUUGGCCCAUGCCAUGCACGCUUCAACAAUGGGCUCCACUGAUUGGGCAUUGUUGACACCAAUUCAAGAAUGCUGCCCAAUAUCUUUCGAUUGCAUUUCAAGAAAUCAGUAGAUUUCAGUACACUUUCCAGAUUUUCCGCAAUUUGUUUUCAAAGUCCCAAAUGCAUAGUGACUCAAUCCCUUUGAGCGAAAUCAAAAACAUGCUUAAAUCUAUGUCUAGAUUAUAAAUGUCAAUGUAGAUUCGGUCAUGGAGUCAUAGACCCAAGAAAACAAAACUUCUUUAAGUUUUCACAGUGUUGCAACAUCAAAUGGUAAAAAUCACCAUUCACAAUCUUCAUUCAAUUCUUGUCAUCAUCAUUUCAAUUCUUGUCAGCCAAGAAGACAUCUUCAAUUCUCUCAGAUUGAUCAAUUUAGCUGAAAUAGAACUGUUCUCGAAUAUCUAAAUGUACAGCAGCUCGAGACCUUUAAGUGAGACUAAUGAAGUACAGAGCCUCCUCAGCAUUCGAUCCAGCUAAAAUGAUUAAUUCUUUGAGACAAAGCACGACGAUAAUGACAGCUCGGCAACGCUCUAUUAGAGAUUAGUACCGCUGGCAACCGCAGAACUAUAUAGAAUCAUAUGGAGUCAUUUGGUGGCGCUGGCAAGCAAUUUUGCCUUAUCGUCAUGCUUUGCUUUGAGAUUAAUUCUCAACUUGAAUAUUUUUGGUGAUGAUUCCACAUUUAAUGGACCAGCGCCAGCAUCUUCACUACCAUCUCGACCGACUGGGUGGGAUAACUUUUGCUUUUUUUGUAGACGAUCCAUGACACGUGACUUUUAUUGGCCAGUCGAACUGUUGGCAGAUAAAUUUUUUUUGAAACGCUUUAAAUCUAAACUAUCUACCAGUACAAUUCAUUUUCUGUAUUGCAGACAGCUUAAAACUGUUUGUGAAUUUUGACUAGGGGGUAGACACAAACUAGAAAACUAAAAUAACUAAGAAAAAUUAGGACCUAUUAGGUUCUGUCAAUGUACACGUUAUAUGCGAUUUACUGAAAAAAAAACUAAGAAAAAUUAGCAAUACUAAAGCCCGUGUUUCCCCCCUAGGAUUUUGAAUGUUUUCUUAUUGUAUUUCAAAAACCAAUUUGAAUUGCGUUGCUCUCACCACUUGCGAUCUACGGCUGUUGAGUUGAAUAUGUUGUUGCUGAAUUAUAACUGUACCUUGAGCAACAUCAAUUGGUUUUGGUGCCAAUAAUGGCAACAAUAUUACCUAAUAGAUGUUUACGGUGGCGACGAUGAAUUUUGUUCGAAAAAAUCAAAAAUGUUUCCAUCAAGUCAAAGCCACCUCGAUUUUCUUUCCUCAUAUCCAAUUAAAAAUUGAGUGCGCACAAAUUCAAACCGCGCAUACAAAGUCAUCCAUCACAAAAUUUGCUGGCAAUUUAUAUCAUAUUAUAAUCAUAGUAUUAUUCGUAUACACAUAAAUGCUUUAAUUACGUUUAUUGACUUUGAUUUAUAUUUAUUUAUAAGAUUUUAUUUUCGCAGAAGAAAAUCCCAUAGUCCGACAUUCGUAUAUCUUUUGUAUGGAAAUUUGUCCGGCGAAAGAGAGAAAAAGGAAGCCCAUUCGUUCAUAAUAAACUAAAAAGCAUGAAAAAACGUCCACAUGAAAUCAUUCGAGAGAAGAAUUUAGCUUUGUUCACUGACACCAACCUGUACCUCUUUGCUUUAAAAUGUGUAAUUGUAUGUGACGCGUGAGAUUCAACUUCUGACGUCGAAAGGUAAAACAAUAAAAGAACACUAUUUUUUAUACAAACUUAUGACUUACAAGGAGCCUUCAGUGUAGCAAAUUUAUAGACAGAAAUAAACACAAAUUGCUCAGGAGAUUUCACGUCACAUCGCGAUGUGUUUAGCAAUCAAUUUGUAACAUUUGUAAAAUUAAUCACAUUUAAUGACAAACACCACAGUACUUAGAAACUUACCACAUCUAUGAGAGAAAGAAUGAAACAUGCAUUUUUCUAACAAUAGCUAAAUCUUUUUCACCUUCGCUGCAUUCCUACAUAAAUGUGUGCUAAACGCACAAAUCAAACAACAAAUCAUACACAUGCAAUACGAAACUAUUUAUUUAAACCAAAAAUCCAUAUAAAAUUCAAAGCAAUUGUAUUCAAUAAAUUGAUAAUUAAAAAAUGAAAAUUGUUUGGAAUAGAUAACGUGCUAGCAUAAAUGGAUAGAACAGUUUUUGUGUACAUUUACUAUAUUCUAUAUGUGAACAUGGGCUUGACCAAAAUAUAUUAUCUUG